Molecule: messenger RNA, 2665 nt
Organism: Crotalus tigris (Tiger rattlesnake)
Lineage: Eukaryota; Metazoa; Chordata; Lepidosauria; Squamata; Viperidae
Gene: GNPAT
Product: glyceronephosphate O-acyltransferase
Exons: 16
Coding region: 90-2117 (675 amino acids)
Biological process (GO): ether lipid biosynthetic process
Cellular component (GO): mitochondrial membrane; peroxisomal membrane; peroxisome
Molecular function (GO): glycerone-phosphate O-acyltransferase activity
Source: RefSeq, a predicted model, not a curated record
GGGUGCUACCGGUAAGCGGCGGAGGGAGCCAGCCAGCCAGGAGUGAGUGAGUGCAGCCGGGCACCCCGGCAGGAGAAAGUAGCCUGGAGAUGGCCGCAACGCCCGGGGCCACAGCUUGGCGGGCCUCCCCUGUGUACUCGCAGAAAAAUCUCACAUCAAAGAAAAAAUAUGAAUUCGAAGAUAUUUUGGAAGAGCGACGGCAGUCCAGUGAUCUCAGAUACGCAAUGAAAUGUUUUACCCCUGUUGUUUAUAAAGAUCUUUCUCCCUGCAAGCCAAGUGCCAUUAAAAGUAUUGUUCUACAGUCUGAACAGGUUCAGUAUGUCAUCAGGCAGCUAUCAAGAGAGACUGGUGAAUCCCUUGAUAUUAUACAAGAAGAGGCAGCAGAAAUUCUGGAUGAGAUGGGACACAGCUUGCAUAUGGGAGCUAUUCGUUUUUUUGCUUUCACUCUGAGCAAACUCUUUAAAUGCCUUUUCAAGAGCGUGUAUGUAAAUGAAGAUGGUAUGCAAAAAUUACAACAGGCAAUCCAAGAACAUCCCGUUGUCCUGUUGCCCAGCCAUCGAAGCUACAUUGAUUUUCUCUUACUGUCCUAUGUGUUAUAUAACUAUGACUUGGCUUUGCCUGUCAUUGCAGCGGGAAUAGAUUUCAUUGGAAUGAAAAUAGUUGGUGAACUGCUACGAAAAUCAGGUGCCUUUUUUAUGCGACGCACGUUUGGUGGAAACAAGCUGUACUGGGCAGUGUUUGCUGAAUAUGUCAAGUGUAUUUUAAAGAAUGGAUAUGCUCCUGUUGAGUUUUACCUUGAAGGUACUAGAAGCCGUACUGCAAAGACAUUGUCUCCAAAGUUUGGUCUUCUCAAUAUUGUGAUGGAUCCUUUUCUUAAAAAGGAGAUUUUUGAUAUAUAUCUUGUCCCCAUCAGUAUAAGUUAUGAGAGGGUGUUGGAAGAAUUGCUUUAUACAUAUGAACUUUUGGGAGUCCCUAAACCAAAAGAGUCUACAUCGGGACUCUUCAAAGCCAGAAAAAUUCUGAAUGAAGAUUUUGGAAGCAUACACGUGCAUUUUGGGCAGCCUGUAUCACUUAGAACAUUGGAAGCUGGGAGAAUAACUAAAUAUCCAUUUAACUUAGUUCCAAGGCAUAUUCCCCAAAAGCCAUCUGAAGAAAUACAGAAAUUUGUCAUGGAUGUAGCCUACAAAAUAGAGCUCUUACAAAUAGAAAAUAUGGUACUGAAUCCAUGGAUGUUGAUUUCUGCUAUCCUGCUUCAGAAUUUUCCAGCCAUAGAUUUUGAACUUCUGGUCGAAAAGACACUUUGGUUGAAAAAUUUAACUCAGCUAUUUGGCGGAUUCCUAGACUGGCCUGAUAAUCUUUGUGCCAGCGAAGCUGUAAAAUCUGCCUUGACGCUGCAUUCCAACAUUGCAAGCUUGACCAAUGGGCAAGUGAUCCUCAAUGACAAAGAAAUGGGAUUUGUUGCUACAGAGGACCCAGUGUUUAGGCGAGCCUUCUCCAGCCUCCUGUGUGGCUCCUAUAGGAAUCAGUUGCUUAAUGUCUUUGUGCGACCAGCUCUUGUAGCAAUUGCACUGCAAAACACACACAGUUCCAGAAAAGAGGAAGUCUAUAACCAUUUUUCAUUCUGGCGUGAUGUUUUUUCUGAAGAAUUUAUCUUCUUUCCUGGAAUAUCCCUGAAGGAUUUUGAAGAAGGUUGUUUCUUGCUUACAAAAUGUGGAGCCAUUCAAGACACACCACAGCAGAUUUUUGUCACAGAGAAAGGAAGUACAGUAAUUACUUUCUUGAGUGUGAUGUUUAAGCCAUUUGUAGAAGGUUAUCAGAUAAUCUGCAAAUACCUUUUUAAUGAAACAAAUGAAGCCUUUACUGAGAAGCAUUUUGUAUUUGGAGUCCGACGCCUUGCUUCCCAGCUUCUGGAGACAGGGAGCACGCAGUGUUAUGAGAUCCUGUCUUCGGAUAUGCAGAAAAAUGCUUUGGCUGCUUUUGUGCGACUAGGCAUGGUGGCCAGAAUGAAAACGAUGGAUGGAUUCACUUACAGAGUAAACAAAGAGUCUCUGACUAAGACUGCAGGAAUGUUUGAAUCUAGGAUACCUGUAAGGAACGCAGUGGCUGCAAGGCUUUAACUGGAGAAGGCUAGAAUGGCUUGUCUUACAUCCACUAUUAAUGGUGGAGCCCGGUUGGAAAUGAGGCGCAAGUGGGGAAAAUGUUAUUGAAGACUACAAAAUACCCUUUCCACCUUGACAUGUUUUUGCUACUACACAGUGGUGGGGAAGAAUUCCAGAAGUCAAACUGUUUACACCACCACUUAAGGAACUUUAUCAGCGUUAAUGCUUAGGAGUCUUUGUACAUUCAAAUUCCCUUCAGCAAAUAUCAUCUGACUCCCUCUUUCAGCCAGAUACUAAUAUUUGAUUAGUAAGGUGAUAUCUGAAAUGUUUGUCAUGAUAACAAAAUGAUUGUUUUUAUAUGUACUUUUGUGGCUGUGAAAAAAAAGUAAGCCAAGGUUAUAUAAAGUUGAAAGCAAUAUUUAAAGAAAAAUAUUAUUGCCAUUGUAUUUAUGAAGAGAUUAAUCUGUUUCAUGGAAAUUAAUUCCGACAAAAUGUUAAUGAUGUAACUGAUUUUAAAAAGGUGGUAUUUGCAUCUCUUGGAAUAUUAAAAACUAACACAGGAGGAA